CCGGGUGAGAGGCGGCGGCGGGGGAUCCCUGAGCCAUGGCGGGCGCGCGCGACGCCAUCCUGAAGGCGCUGGAGGACCUGACAGCCGACGAGCUCAAGAAGUUCAAGCUGAAGCUGCUGUCAGUGCCCCUGCGCGACGGCUACGGGCGCAUCCCGCGGGGGACGCUAUUGCCCUUGGACGCCGUGGACCUCACCGACAAGCUCGUCAGCUACUAUCUGGAAGCCUACGGCGCCGAGCUCACAGCGCUCCUUCUCCGCGACAUCGGCAUGCAGGAGACGGCGCGGCAGCUGCAGGAGACCGUGCUCGACGGCCCUGGAGCCGAACCAGCCAGGAUCAAGGCCCUUCCUCAGAUGGCAGCCAAGACUGGACUGCACUUUGUGGACCAGCACCGGGCAGCACUCAUCACGCGGGUUACAGACGUCGAUGGGGUACUGGACGCCCUGUAUGGGAAGGUACUGACUGAGGAGCAGUACCAGACAGUGCGGGCGGAGACCACCAAUCCAACGAAGAUGAGGCGGCUCUUCAGCUUUGCUCCAGCCUGGAACCUGACCUGCAAGGACCUGUUCCUUCAGGCCCUGAGGAACACCCAGCCCUACCUGGUUGCCGACCUCGAGCAGAGCUGAGGUGCCUUCCCCAGCAACAGCCCCACAUUCAGCCCCUAGCAGUUCCAGCCAACUCACCCAGAUGCCGAAUUUUUUAUACGCAAUAGAUGAAAAACCAGUUUGUACCUGUGUGUUUUGCCCACUUCCAGCUUGGAAAGCAGGUGCAUGCACAGAGCUGUUUCCAAAGGCUGCGCCAGCUCAGGGAAAGCUCUGGUUUCACUGUUCGUUGAGCAUCAGGCUAACCAAAUGCUUCCUCUGUUCUUCCUGCCUCACAGUCAUCAUGGAACAGUUCUUUUUGGUUUACUAUUUGGUGGCUCCUCCAGUACUACCUCAAAAGGUCUGCCCUUGUGGCCAAGCCUAAAGGUUAACAUGGGAGCUUCCAGAUAGUUGAACACAUGGAGGUUCCCGGAGGGUGGCGACCCCAGGGAGGGCAUGGAAGUUCCACGCCCCCUUCCCCCUACCUCUCCCUAUUCAUCUUCACCUGUAGCCUUUGUAAUAUCUUUUAUAAUAAACCAGUAAGUGUAAGUGUGGGCUUCCCUGAGUUCUGUGAGCUGCUCAAGCAAACUAAUCAAACCCAAGGAAGGGAUUAUGGGAACCCUGAUUUAUAGCUGGUUGGUCAGCAGUUCCAGAGGCCUGGACUUGUGACUGGCAUCUGAAGUGGGGGGCAGUCUUGAGGACUGAGUCCUCCACCUGUGGGACUUGAUGCUAUCUACCUUAAGAUUGUGUCUGAGUUAAAUUGGAGGACACCCACAGUUGAUGUCUGCUAAAGAACUGCUGGCUUGCUUGCUAGUGGGGAGAAAUCCACACACAUCUGGACACAGAAGUUGGUCUUCUGUGUUGCUUGUGGCUGAGUAAGAGCAUAGAGGAAAAAAACACUAGUCUGUGUUUUUUUCCCACUCACUCACAGACUGGUGUCAGAAUCAAGAGUUUGCUACAGUGGCCCUGACUCACGGAAACAUGUGGUUUGGGAAAAGUGUAAAUGGAUGGGGGAUAAGGAACUCCUGGGUGGCCACAUGGUCAACCAUGGUAUGGAGCCAGAGCCAUGCUACUCUCAGUUUCUAAAGGUAAAAGCUACCGGUGGAACUUGAGAUGGAUCCAACUCCUAGGGAGUUGGUUCACUGGAUGCAUAAGAAAACACAAAUACGAAAAAAGGAAAAUAUUCAAUCCCUUGGUUAUUGUCUGUAAUAACUUAAAUUAAAGUAAAAGACAGCACUGGGUUGGGCCUUGAGGUUGGACCAAGCUCGUGUUUCAGGAAGUCUGAGCUUAGGCCACUAGCCUCAAAGCUGCCCCCCAAGGAAAAAGUUAUACAGGAAUAACAAAGUACCUCUAAGACCUCUGGUUACCAAGAAAGUAGUCAGUAUGGGGUGAUGGAGUUUGGAUGUUGUCCCCUCCAAAACUCAUGUGGAAAGUUGAUCCCCAAUGAGGCAGUGUUGGAAACUGAGUCAUGGGGGUGGAUCCCUCAUGAAUGGAUUAAUGCUCUGUGGGGGAGGGGGAAUUAAUGAGUGAGUUCUCACUCUAUUAGUUCUCAUGAAAGCUGGUUGUUUAAUAGACCCUGGCACCUCCUCUUCUCCUCUCUCUUGCUUCCUCUCACCAUGUGAUGUGCUUGUACCUGCCAGCUGCCUGCCACUUUCUGCCAUGACUAGAAGCAGCCUGAGGCUCAUGCCAGAUGCAGCUGUCCCAGAUC
Molecule: messenger RNA, 2286 nt
Organism: Cynocephalus volans (Philippine flying lemur)
Lineage: Eukaryota; Metazoa; Chordata; Mammalia; Dermoptera; Cynocephalidae
Product: apoptosis-associated speck-like protein containing a CARD
Exons: 3
Coding region: 36-623 (195 amino acids)
Biological process (GO): innate immune response; inflammatory response; regulation of apoptotic process
Source: RefSeq, a predicted model, not a curated record